Schistosoma margrebowiei is the source of this 1005-nucleotide messenger RNA. The record is from the annotation of a GenBank genome assembly. Lineage: Eukaryota; Metazoa; Platyhelminthes; Trematoda; Strigeidida; Schistosomatidae.
AUGGAUAAAUAUCAGCCAUACGGGGAUGACAAGAUACACAUUUCUAUUUUGAUUGAUAGUGAACGGGGUCUUUUAUACAUGGAUAGUCUUCUGAAAUCCCUUUUUUAUUAUCAGAAACGAUUUCAUUUUGACUUUAAACAUUGUUGUAUAUCUGAUCUCUGUGAUAAAAUCAGCGAUGAUUCCUCAAAUUAUAAAGAUAGAAUGUUAUAUAUUUAUCCAACUGUAUUUCAUAUUUUAACAAAUAAUAAGUCCAGCAGUUAUUUGAUCCAUUUUCUAAAUAUGUGGAAAUUGCAUAAUGUGGAGUAUUAUUCUUAUGAAUACAACACGUAUUUGGACAGACUUCAAUGGAUCGUAUCUAAACAUCCUUCAGGUGCGAAGCCAUUUGUAAAACUAUUACUCCCGGAGAUUCUCCCAUCUUCUGUAAACAAAGUCAUUGUACUUGAUCUCGAUAUGAUUCUUAACACUAACAUUGUUGAACUGUGGAAUCACUUUGAGAAAUUUGAAGAAACCCAGGGUUACGGAUAUAAUGGUGGGAUUUUAUUGUUCGACUUGUCAAAACUACGUUUGAUGAUGUGGAAUGAUAUAUGGUUGAGCAUAACUGUACACUUGUUGCAAACUAAAGGAUACCUAAUCACAGGAGAGCAAGAUGUAAUGAAUAUGAUCGUAUUCAAAUACAAAGAUCUUCUGUAUGAAAUUCCUUGCGAAUGGAAUAUUCAAUUAAGUGCCGGGUCAGAACCUGAAAGAUGUCCGGUUAGUUGGUUAAGUCAUGCGGAAUUGAAAAAACGCAAUUAUUAUACAAUUAAUAAACAACCAAAAAUUAUCCAUAUCAAUCAUCAUAUAAAACCGGAAGAUAAAUAUUUUCCAAAACCUGUAUCUAUCAACAAAAUUGACCGAUCGGAUGUUAUACUUAAACGUAAACUUUACGCGCUAACAAUAAACGGCCCAAGAAGACAAGAUCUGCUUUUAUAUUAUUUAGCUUUAUCUAGCCCGUUACGUCUAAAAUGA